GCAUCCCGAGUGCGAGUCGAUCCAGUAGACUACUUUUACUUUACACACGUAAAUAAGUAUUUACCGUCAAAUAAAAUCCUUGCCACUGCCGUUGUUUUUGAUUGUUUGAGGACACCUCCGUGUAGUCGGCCAGAAAAAUUGAAAAAUGGCGAAGGUUCUUAAAAGCCAAGUGAAGAAGAUGCUUGCGGUUUAUCUUUUUACCGCCUGUAGUUGCCUCUCGUGCUGCGUUGACGUCGGCUACAGCGUACUUGUCCCAGUCGCACAGGCAUUGCAGCCGCGGGCAAGAUAUGAAUUGCAAAUAUGUCUGGGUCUGGAAGUUUGUCAUGCACAUUUUGCAUCACCAGCGAUGUCUCUGAUGCAUUCCCUAGCAUCACAGAUUUUGUGACAGCUUUCGGAUGCCCAUACUACAUGAGAUAUGCCCCGCCCGCCGCGUAGCAAAAAGCGCACCUCUUUCGCAUUCGCUGUUCCUGCAAUACAGAUUUUUUUGGAAUCCAAAUGCAGAACUACAAGUUACAUCCUUCCAGACCCAGACGACUUUGCAUUUGAUAAAAGAGGAGGUGCUGUGCCCCUUCUACUACAAACUGACGCAGCGCCACAAGCAGGAACGAGGGCGACCCCUUUUGUAGGUGCUGCGGGAACGGGAACGGCUGCAGCGAGAAGUUGUUCCUCAUCUUCUUCCUCGUCUUGCUCUUCUUCAUCUGAGUCUACUCGCGACGAGCCACCACCAUGUGCACCAACAGGAACAACAGCGCCCCUUCUCGACGAAAACGCGGACGAGGACGAUGACGUGUGCGUCAUUUGUCACGUAUCUAACAGGAAUCAAGUACACAACAUCAUACCAGAAUUAAAAGUGAGCUUCUGAUGCUGAAGUGGACGUCCUGUCACUGAAAACACUGUAAUCUUCUUCAAUGCGGCGACCAGUAUUAUAGAAAGAUAGCAUAUAUCGGAAAGAAUUUUCUGUCAUGCGCAAAAAUGUAGCUUGUGUAAAAAAAAUGCUGCACGAUAGCUGCGACUUCUACAGGUACAUCAGAGCACGAGCGUUUGAUAUUGUCAACAUGCUGGGCAACACAGGAGCCAACAACACCUAAAAAUUUUUGUAACGCAAAAUAAACAAGCGCACAAGGGCAAGGCAGUGAUGCUACAGAUGCGAUUUGUUUCUGCUGGUAUCAUGACUGUACUUCUUGUUUUCCGAGUGAUACCACGAAGAGAUUCAUCCCGAUGGUUAUGGCAUAAUUCUCGAACCCUACAUUCUCAUACAAUGUUACACGAUUUGGCAUGCAAAAGACCUAUCAGCCUCCACAUGAUGAUGAUGAUCAAGCCACUUGGCAUGACAAAUUCGUGAUGCGCCAAACAGUCGAUGGAAAUUUGUGCCGAAUUUGUCGUGCGGGACGUGCACCACCAAGCUCCCCCCUUUCACCUUCCCUUUUGCUAGUUUUUGCAUCACAACUGCAUGUAACUACGCUUGAAAAUGUCACGUUUGAGAACAACCCCAUAAGCGUGAGCAAGACCUUGGGACGUAUUAUUUUAACAAUUGCGGCGAUCCGCAACGCCGGCACCUGCUGCACUGGGAAUGCGGGAAGAACUGGAUCGCAGAGGGCACAGCAUCCGAGCCGAAAGGGUGCCCAGUGUGUAAUCGUAGUGGUAUUGGUCGUGAUUACGCGGGUGAGCGGCGGAGACAGGUUCUCCUCGCAAGAAUUGCAAGGCGGAAAGAGAAAAUAAGACGGCUCUAUCUAUCCAUCGAAAUCAUUGGAAUUAUAUGCCUGGGGUUGGAAGGAAGCUUGCAGAUGUUUGGGUUUGCCAUGCGGAUAUUGUUUUUGGAUCAUGUAGCAUUUAUGCUUUUACACAUUUUUGCAUGAUGUAGCAGCUGUAGCACGCACGCCGAAGCGUUCUUUGUGGAAGUCUUAUUGCGCAGCAGGGGGCUCCUGCUUGAUGCCUAGCCCGCAAGGGGAGAGACGCGCUGUUUGAGUAGCAAAAAAGGACAAGAACUUUUGGCAUUCAUGCAGCAACACAAAUCGCAAUCGGAUAAUUAUGGGUUGAGGGGCAAAAAAGCUUUCUCGCGUCCUCGUCCAGACCAAUCAGAGUGUGCUGCAUGAUCACAACAAGAUGGUAGUUUAGCUUCUUGAACCUUCCAGGCCCAGAUCGAUGAUAUUUUUUUACAGAGGAUAUUGCUUGGAGCAAGAUGGUCAUUCCAGAUUUCAAGACGGUUGUGGGUUGUGCUGCUCGCUAAGUGGGGUUAGCAUUGGCUGCAUGGCGUUCGUGUGUGCCGGAAACUCACAUAUUCCCUGCCCCUGUUUUGGUGUCGCUGCCUGUCUCGCCGUUGGAUUAAACGUGCCCAACUGUCGCGCGGAGCAUCACAUCAACCGCCUAAAGGAAAAAAUUAAGGGUAAGAGAAAAGGACUGUUGGAUAUGGAAUAUGAAGAUUGUUCCAGGCCCCGCCCGCCGCCUGUCGUCCCGUUCCUGGUUCGGGACACGUUCGGUCGCCGGCCAGCGGCCCGUCCGCUUAUGCAUUGCAAAUAUCGAUCUGGGUCGGAGCUACCACACUCGUGAAGUAGAUGUUGCGGAGUUGGUGUGAAUGAAUGCACUACGAGAUCAUGUGUUGAGGGCAACUGCUGCCAGGCAUGCCAACUUUUUAGAGCUGCACUCCGUCAUACUUAGGGGUGCACAUGACAGUUUGCGCCUUGAUGGCAUGUAGACGCGAGAAGCUAAACUAUUUUUGGGGGUCAUGCAAUACAGAUUUUUUUCCAGGACAGCGAGGCACGCCUCUUCACGAGCUCGACUUCAUUUCCAGACCCGGACAUAUUUGUAUUCCAUACCGCCAGCCCAGCAACGAAUGGGAAUGGCAUAAAGCAGCGCAUUUGGUACUUCCCGGGCCUCAGGAGGAGACUCCGCAGGAGGCGCGCAUCAGGUCAUGUAGUUGACUAGGCAUUUUUGCAAAUGCAUCGCACUGUAACUGUAUUUGAUGUCUCGGAAAUAAUGCAAUACAAUUUUUUUCCAUUGCCAAUCGGGUGUCGGUCAGGUGCUCCCGCGCUGGUGCGUGGACCCUGACUAAUCUUGAUUCGGUAGUGUAGUCAUUUCAUCUGUUUAGCAAUGCAAUUUUCUCGAAAGAAAAAAGAAAGUGAAGUUGUUACGUCUGAUAGCAUAUUCCUAAAUCUUAACCCUAGAUCGCCUGUUUUGGUCCGUGAUAUUUAUCUGUGGCCGAAGCAUAUUUUUUGCUUCACCAUAUUGGCUUUCAUUCCCGCUAUGAUCUUUGUUCUUCAUCUGCGUCUGCAGUUUAAUAUCUUUUGGUAAUGGCAUGAUUAUUCAUCGAGGAUGGCGCUUUGCCUUUCUUUUGUAAUUUUUAACUCCGAGGAUGAGAACGAAGCUGAUUAACAGGAAAGCCGCAUUGUGGGAAGAACGCUCGUCGACCACCGAUCGUCCCAAGUGGGAGUUCUACUUGGGCAGAACGGGUUUCUUUGUAAU
Messenger RNA from Amoebophrya sp. A120, 3459 nucleotides. Lineage: Eukaryota; Dinophyceae; Syndiniales; Amoebophryaceae. The record is from the annotation of a GenBank genome assembly.